CAUUUUUUAGUCCAAUACACAAAAUGUUCUCGCUCUCGUCGAACGCACGCGCCACUUCGCGCCUCGUCUCGCUCGCCCGCUGCAUCUCGAGCCCCGCGACUGCCUCUGCCGCCGCCGCCGCCACUGCCAAGUCUGCUGCCGCCACCGUCGUUGCCCCGCCUUCGACCGCGAGCAAGGGCGCCGAGGGCCUCGUGUCGACCAAGGACGACUCGAUUGUCUCGACCAAGAUGACCGUCAAGGACUUGUUCAACGUGCGCUUCUACCAGCGUGGCAAGGACGACGCCGCCUUCCAGGAGCUCGACCGCAUGUGCUCACAGGGCACCAAGACCAACCUCGUGUCGGAAUUCCCCCUCGAACUCGCAUUCGAGGACAUCCAGAAGCGCGGCGAGGGCAACAUUAUCGAGUGCAAGACGACCGGCGUGCUGGCCGCGACCAACCGCUCGUACAUCCACCCCGUCAUUGUCGACGGCAUUGAGCGCACCCUGUCGUACCAGUUCCUUCUGCGCGUCAACCCCAACUUCCGCAACAACAGCCUCGGCAGCUACAUUACCGGCCUCGCCGUCAAGCGCGACUGCAAGGUCUACAAGGCCGACUACUUUUCGGCCUAUGUCAUUGAGACCAACGUGACCUCCUCGGGCGUUCAGCGCAAGAUUGAGGCGUCCAACUCGCUCCUGGCCGAUUUCGAGACGCUCGGCACGUACUCGUCCAUUGCCUACCAGCUCCGCAAGGACCAGCCCUUCCAGACCCCGCUCGACGCGACCACCGCUGCCGGCGUCAAGAUUGAGCACAUUACCGACCGCGCCGAGCAGGAGCGCAUUAUUCGCAGCUCUGAGCUCAUCAACCGCCAAAUCUUCCCCGCCGACUUGACCGAUCUCCUUGCCUCGCCCCUCAACCUUGGUCUGUACGUCGCCACCGACGCCGCAGGCCGCAAGGCUGGCGCUCUUGCCUGGCACAGCGGUCGCGUCCGCAAGACGUACGUGCUCAACGGCGACUUCCAGUACGACAAGUCUGUUCUCCUGCACAACCCCUUCACUAGCGCCCAGACUCCCGAGGCCCUUGCUCUGCUCCACCACCUUAUUUACUCGCUCGGCAACCAGUUCACCGCCGCCGGUGACUUUACCUCCAUGUUCACCUUUAUCAACAAGCUCAACCCCAUCACCCCUGCGCUCGUUGCCCGCUCUUCGCUCCACGUCGAAUGGCUCCUCAAGUUCUGGCAGUCCAGCGGCGAGAAGCGCACUUGCGAUAUGAGCAACGGCCGCAGCGCCUGGUUCGACCCCCGCACCUGCCUCAUCUAAGCAGGCUUGUUGCAGAGCUUUCUUUUGCGCGCCCCCUGCUACCUUCUAGUUGUUUGGGGGGGGGGGAAGCAUUCAGUAACUGAUUGACAUGAUUUGAUUUUUUUUUUUUCCGUUUUGUCGUCUAGAUUUUUUCUUGUAUUUUGUCUUUUGCUGCUAUCUCCUUUUAUCCCUAUUCGUCGUUAAUCCUCUACAUCCUAAUACACAACUGAUUCUUAUCUUA
Messenger RNA from Capsaspora owczarzaki ATCC 30864, 1515 nucleotides. RefSeq lists its product as hypothetical. The transcript is spliced from 2 exons. Bases 24 to 1295 code for a protein of 423 amino acids. The record is from RefSeq and is a predicted model, not a curated record. NCBI's taxonomy places the organism in Eukaryota, Filasterea, Ministeriida, Capsasporidae.